CUUUUAUACUAUUUAUCUCUCUCCAUAUUUCUAAUUAUAAGAGAUAAACUACUUUUUUUUUUCCUAUAAAAUAAUAAUAAAAAUAGAAGUUUAUUCAAUCAAUGAAUGCAGCAACUAAUUUCAUUUUAAAUGGAAUAAAUACUACAAAUAUAGAUCUUUGGUCAGAUGAGGUACUUGCUCUAUGGAUGCCAAUUGCAGCUUAUUGGAUAUUUUCUAUUUUUUGGCAUUUUGUAAUGAAAGCUGAAAUACCCUAUUUUGAACAAUAUAGAAUACAUGCAAUAGGAGAAAUAGAGAAUCGAAAUAAAGUAAGUUUCUCUAAAGUGCUCUGUAUGGUUUUACUGCAACAAAUAGUCCAAUUUAUUCUUGGUUUAUUUAUUUUACAUCCUGCUGAUUCUGUAAGAAAUACUAUAAAACAAGGAUGGUGGACAGAAGUCUUUUUAACAUGGAAAUUACCUGGCUUAAAUGUAUCUUUUUUUUUAGCAAGUUUUGUCAAUUGGAUAAUUAUACCUAUUAUACAAUUUGUAUCAGCUAUGAUUAUUUUGGAUGCUCAUCAAUAUUUCUUUCAUCGCUUAUUUCACAUGAACAAAUUUCUUUAUAAACAUGUUCAUUCACAUCAUCAUCGACUUUAUGUACCUUAUGCUUUUGGUGCACUUUAUAAUCAUCCAAUUGAAGGAUUUCUAUUAGAUUCAGUUGGAGCAGCACUUGCAUUUGAACUUACUCAAAUGUCAACUAAAAUGGGCACACUCUUUUUUACUUUUUCAACUUUAAAAACAGUCGAUGAUCAUUGUGGUUAUGCAAUUCCUUGGGAUCCUUUACAAUUUUUAUUUGAAAAUAACGUUCAAUAUCAUGAUAUUCAUCAUCAAUCAUUUGGAAUCAAACGUAACUUUUCUCAGCCUUUCUUUACAUUUUGGGAUAAAUUAUUAGGAACAGAAAUGUCUCCUUUAAAGAAAGUAGUAGAGAUAAAAGAAGCAAAUUAACAACUAUUCUAUUUCAUCUAUACAUACAUACAUAAUAAAUAUUUUUAUUAAUUAA
Molecule: messenger RNA, 1032 nt
Organism: Cokeromyces recurvatus
Lineage: Eukaryota; Fungi; Mucoromycota; Mucoromycetes; Mucorales; Mucoraceae
Product: fatty acid hydroxylase superfamily-domain-containing protein
Exons: 4
Coding region: 102-977 (291 amino acids)
Biological process (GO): lipid biosynthetic process
Molecular function (GO): oxidoreductase activity; iron ion binding
Source: RefSeq, a predicted model, not a curated record